AGGUUGGGCCGGACCGCCCACCAAGCACCGAGUCGGCCGGCCAGAGCGCCGGGACGGCGGUGCGCAUGCGCAGGAGCGCGCGGCGGCGGCUUUGUGCGUCACCUCGGCUGCGACGGCCCCGAGGCCAGUGCGGGGUCGGGCGGCCUGGCAGGUGCGGGCGGGAAGAUGCCGGUGGCCGUGAUGGCAGAAGGCGCCUUCAAUUUCAAAAAGCUCCUGGACCAGUGCGAGAACCAGGAGCUCGAGGCUCCCGGAGGGAUUGCCACGCCCCCCGUGUACGCCCAGCUCCUGGCCUUGUACUUGCUGCAUAAUGACAUGAAUAACGCGAGAUACCUGUGGAAGAGAAUCCCGCCUGCCCUCAAGUCUGCGGACGCCGAGCUCGGGGCCAUCUGGGCAGUGGGACAGCGCAUCUGGCAGAGAGACUUCCCCGGGAUCUAUACCACCAUCAGCGCACACCAGUGGUCGGAGGCCGUUCAGCCCAUCAUGGAGGCCCUGCGAGACGCCACGAGGAGGCGAGCCCUGGCCCUGGUCUCCCAGGCGUACACCUCCAUUGUUGCCGACGACUUCGCUGCCUUCGUGGGCCUGCCUGUGGAGGAAGCUGUGAAAGGUGUCCUGGAGCAGGGAUGGCAAGCCGACUCCACCACAAGGAUGGUGCUGCCUAGGAAGCCAGUUGCAGGGGCCCUAGAUGUUUCCUUUAACAAAUUUAUUCCCUUAUCAGAACCAGCCGCGCUGCCCCCGAUCCCCAACGAGCAGCAGCUAGCCAGGCUGACGGACUACGUGGCCUUCCUGGAGAACUGACAGCCCCAAGGUCAAGGUCCACCUUCAGCAUCCACUGGAGUGGCACACGGAGGAAUGUAUAUGUUUCCUCUUGGCUGAAG
Messenger RNA from Ochotona princeps (American pika), 875 nucleotides. RefSeq names its product COP9 signalosome subunit 8 (gene COPS8). The coding region runs from base 166 to 795 and encodes 209 amino acids. Gene Ontology annotation, cellular component: COP9 signalosome. Lineage: Eukaryota; Metazoa; Chordata; Mammalia; Lagomorpha; Ochotonidae. The record is from RefSeq and is a predicted model, not a curated record. Gene Ontology annotation, biological process: COP9 signalosome assembly; protein deneddylation. The transcript is spliced from 9 exons.